Molecule: messenger RNA, 1309 nt
Organism: Suillus discolor
Lineage: Eukaryota; Fungi; Basidiomycota; Agaricomycetes; Boletales; Suillaceae
Product: RTA1 like protein
Exons: 15
Coding region: 288-1148 (286 amino acids)
Cellular component (GO): fungal-type vacuole; plasma membrane
Source: RefSeq, a predicted model, not a curated record
UUGGAUGUCUUCCUACAAAUAUAACCUCGACUGUGGCAUGCAAUACCAGCACUUUACAGUGAAAACACUUACAAAGUCUUUGAUCGUCCCCAUAUACUACAUCGUCACGGUAUGUUCGAUGGACGAGCUAAGGGACAAGUUAGCUCCCGGCAGUCAGGACAGUCUGACUCAGUAACUUGGGUUACGGGCCAUUCCAGCCUAUCGGCAAUUUUAGAUCUUGGUCGCAAACAUAUCAUUAGCGAGUCAUCCACACCACGAUGGGCUAAUUUGAGGACGCUGCGGCGUGCAUGGCAGGAAUUCUAACCCGGUAUCUACUUGAAAUAAAUGAUUGCAGUGCCGUGGCGUGCCAUUCCUCUGUCACAAUGUCCUUUGGCGCCGUGUUUGCUACAACUACACCAAUUACUGUUGGUCCGUACCACUACGUCCCUACAGAGUGGAUAUGUAUCCUUUUUUUGGUGUUGUACAGAAUUUCGACUGCGACCUUCGCGGGUAUCUUGGAAAUUCUAGGAUGGAGUGCCAGAUUAUGGUCGAGUCGGAACCCCAAGCUUUUGACGCCUUAUGAGAUCCAAAUCGUCGGCACUAUAAUAGCACCUACUCCGCUUGUCGCAGCCAACUUUAUCAUCCUUGGCAGGUACAGCCGUCUAACCCCAAGGUUAUAUACCAUCGUUUUUUGUUGCUUUGACAUUGUUUGCUUGAUUGUACAAGCUGUGGGAGGUGCAUCCGCUGCGCACGCCGCCAGCACGAAGACAAGCGCUUCGAUGGGUGCGAAUAUUAUGCUAGGAGGAAUUGCUGCUCAGCUUUCGGUUGAGACUCUCUUGCGUUUGCGAUAUAAUCGACCCUUCCGCUACGUUGAACAACGUCGCAUAUUGGAGAAAGGCCCACGUGUUGUAAGUAAGAACUUGCGACUUAUGCUUUGUGGCAUGGCGUUCUGUACACUUUGCAUAUUCAUUCGGCUACUCGCCGAUGGAUGGGAUGAGCCAGUGAUUACGACGGAGCGCUACUUUGACUGGCUCGAUGGUGGCAUGGUGACUCUUGCCAUCUACACUCUCAAUUUCUUUUACCCGGGUAUCUUGGUGAAGAAAGACAAUCCUCUGACUCACGCUUCACAGCAAUCCAUCGACGAAGAAUCUAGUUCGACCAAGACCUAAAACAUUGAGUGCUCUUGGAUUUUACUACGAAGAGACGAUGGACCGUCGUAUUUAUCAGUAGAGCAAUUGUCAAGGCGUUCUUCUAUACUACUUCCACUCAAGUAUCUACUUAGCAGCCUGGUUUGUGCGAUUGUCGAGCAUCUCUGGCAUAUCUUGGCAUG